This is a messenger RNA of Danio aesculapii, 1800 nucleotides long. RefSeq names its product PR domain containing 14 (gene prdm14). Gene Ontology annotation, molecular function: protein binding; RNA polymerase II transcription regulatory region sequence-specific DNA binding. The record is from RefSeq and is a predicted model, not a curated record. The transcript has 8 exons. The coding region runs from base 38 to 1744 and encodes 568 amino acids. Gene Ontology annotation, biological process: regulation of transcription by RNA polymerase II. Gene Ontology annotation, cellular component: nucleus. Lineage: Eukaryota; Metazoa; Chordata; Actinopteri; Cypriniformes; Danionidae.
ACUGCAAGUGCCCUCUGAUCAGUCAUCGGCUGUAGAGAUGUCGGUGUCUCUCUCCAGUCACCCUGCAGUGAGAGACAGGAGUCUGGCUGUCUACCCGUCUCUGCCCGGCGCGCACUACGCGGACGUCCUCAAGAGCGCGCACAGCAUCUUCCAUCCGCUCAAGUCUCUGGGCCGCAUGGUGACCGACGCGCAGACGAUCAUGCCGUUAACCUUCAGCGGAACAACUCCUUUCUUUAGCCACAACAGCGCGGUAUUCCAUGAACAGAUCCUUAACGUGUCCCACAUUCCGUACUUCCAGCACAUACAGCCUUCGCAAAGCGUGUACAACGCCAGACAUGAGGAGCAGAGCACCGGCUCUCUGUCUGAUUUCAGCAGCCCGUCCAGUGUGAAGUCUUCUUCGGCUUCAUCUUCUCCGGUUAAGGACAGUUUUAGCUGCCCGCAGGCCGCACAUCCCACACCCGAACACGCGCGCACCUACACUUUUACAGAGGAUGACCUCUUCACCGUCCUCUACGGAUAUUCCAAAAAACAAGGGCAAAAUGCUGGACAUGCCAUUUCUGGAUUAUCAUUUCCUCCCUGCACAGCUGAUCGCCAGCUUCUCCCUGUUGAUAUCGAAGGAUUUGAACUCCCAGAAGGCUUAUCGAUUCUCCAAACUAAUUGUGGAAGCCUUUCCCAUUAUGGAGCUUUCGCUGAUAAAAGCACAAUUCCAAAAGGCACCAGGUUUGGACCCUUUCAAGGCAAACUGGUAAACACAAGUGAGAUCAAGACUUAUGACGACAACACGCUCAUGUGGGAGAUCUUUGAGAACGGCCGCUUGAGUCACUUUGUGGAUGGACGAGGCGCUCCGGGGAAUUGGAUGUCCUUGGUGAAGUGCGCGCGCUUUCCUGAAGAGCAGAACCUGAUUGCGGUGCAGUGUGAAGGACAGAUAUAUUAUGAGGCCUGCAAAGAGAUCCGACCCGGCCAAGAGCUGCUGGUCUGGUACGGAGAUUGCUAUGUGCAGUUUUUGGGUAUUCCUCUCACCCUCAAAGAGUUCAUUGAUGACAGUGAAGCUCUUCCGGCAGAAGAUUCUGGGGAGGGUUUCAAGUGUGAUCGUUGUGGAAAAGUAUUCGCUUAUAAGUACUAUAGAGACAAACAUCUGAAAUACACGCGCUGUGUGGAUCAGGGCGACAGAAAGUUCCCCUGCCACCUCUGUAACAGGUCUUUCGAGAAGAGAGAUCGACUCCGAAUCCACAUUCUCCAUGUGCACGAGAAACACAGGCCACAUAAGUGCUCCGUGUGCGGCAAAAGUUUCUCGCAGUCCUCCAGUCUGAACAAACACAUGCGCGUGCACUCGGGAGAGCGGCCUUACAAAUGUGUUUACUGUAACAAGGCGUUCACGGCCUCCAGCAUCCUCCGCACACACAUCCGCCAGCACUCCGGCGAGCGGCCGUUCAAGUGUAAACACUGCGGGAAAGCGUUCGCCUCUCAUGCGGCCCACGACAGCCAUGUCCGGCGGACACAUUCCAAAGACAAGCAGCUCUCCUGUGAUGUGUGUGGAGCCACUUUCCAAGAGGCACAAGAGCUGAAAUAUCACAUGAAGACUCAUAAAAAGCGGACACUUUUGGAAAGCUCUGUUGUUCCUCCCACAGACGAGAACGCGCUCUUCUCUACCAAAGAGUCUUUACACGCUCAGACACAGCUGGCGGACACUUUCUCUUUCCCCGGGAUAACGAGCAUCAACUCCGAGUACAGACCAUGGAACUGAUACUUCAACACUCAAAUCACGGUUUAAAUUUCUUCAGCCUUUCCCUUCAAAAAUGA